Molecule: messenger RNA, 1899 nt
Organism: Pyrus x bretschneideri (Chinese white pear)
Lineage: Eukaryota; Viridiplantae; Streptophyta; Magnoliopsida; Rosales; Rosaceae
Product: plant intracellular Ras-group-related LRR protein 9
Exons: 3
Coding region: 14-1576 (520 amino acids)
Molecular function (GO): protein binding
Source: RefSeq, a predicted model, not a curated record
CCCAUCCCAUUCAAUGGAUCCCAACCCCUCCAAAUUCCCCAUGCUUUCAUACGUCAUGUCCCGCCUCCCCUCCUUGGGUCCCGGGCCCUCAAAACCCGCCCCCGCCACUCCUCCUGACCUCUGUGAAAUCCGCAUCGACGCCCAGCCGUCCGACCAGCCCCCCAUCCUUAACCAGAUGCCCCACCUCUCCGACCCCAAAGUCCUCGCCGCCAUGCAACGCGCCGUCUCCGACGUCUCCCAGACCCGUUCCGUCCUCAAAAUCCUCGGCGACCGACCCGACCACGAGCUCGUCGACACCGCCAAGGCCAGGCUCGCCGAAAUCGACUCCGUUUUGGCCAAGAAACUAGAGGAGCUCGUGCUCUCCCCCCGCCCUCCCGACUUUGACAGGCUCCAGUGGCGGGUUCACCUGGCCGACAAAGAGGCUCAGUUCCGCGAGCAGGCGGACAAGGACAAGCAAGGUUACAAGGCUAUUGUGCAGCUCGAUGAGUUGCACUCCGCCUACGACAAGCUUCUCAAGGACGCCGAGCAGAGGCUAGUCAAGAUUUACGAGUCGGCCAUGGCCGGGGUCGUGGAAAUUCAGGAGGAGGAGCCGGGCGGCGAUGAGGGUUUGACCAACGGCCAAGUCCCCGAGGAGGUGGCUGGGAUCCUGCAGGAGGCCUCCGGGACCACUCUGGAUCGGGUCAACCUCUCGGGUCGGCAGUUACAGUUCUUGCCCGAGGCCUUCGGCUCCAUUCGCGGUUUGCUCCUGCUGGAUCUUUCCAGAAAUGAACUCAAGGUUCUUCCUGAGUCAAUAGGUGGAUUAGAGAAACUGGAAGAGCUAAACGUGUCUUCAAAUUUCUUGGAGUCAUUGCCGGAAUCAAUUGGGAGGUUGCAAAAUUUGAAGGUUCUGAAUGCUACUGGGAACAAGCUAAGUGCCCUUCCCGACUCUAUCUGUCAAUGCAGGUCAUUGGUGGAGUUGGACGUGAGCUUCAACGGCCUCACGUACCUGCCAACCAACAUUGGUUAUGAGUUGGCCAAUCUACAGAAGCUUUCUAUCCAGUUAAACAAGAUUCGGUCCCUUCCUACCUCUGUUUGUGAGCUGAGGUCUUUGCGCUGCUUGGAUGCUCACUUCAAUGAGCUCCGCGGCCUUCCUCUAGACUUUGGUCGGUUGACCAAUCUCGAAAUCCUCAGUCUCGCCAGUAAUUUUACCGAUCUAACUGAGCUCCCGGAGACCUUUGGUGAUUUAACCAACCUCAAGGAACUCGAUAUCAGCAACAAUCAGAUUCAUGCUCUUCCAGAUACCUUUGGCCGCCUUGAGAACUUGACCAAACUUAACGUGGACGGGAACCCUCUUGUGAUUCCACCCCCGGACAUAGUUCAACAAGGUGUGGAAGCUAUCAAGAUCUUCAUGUCCAAGAGAUGGUUGGAGAUACUGGUGGAAGAAGAAAGGAAAAGCAUGCUUCAGGUUCAAGAACGAGAAGAAGCAGGAUGGUUGACACGCAGCACUUCGUGGUUGAAGGAUUACGUGUCGGGUGUUUCCGAGUAUCUGGGAUCUCCAAGAACUCCUAGAGAUCCUGAUCUUGACCAGCAGCUAUGAUUUCAUGCAAUGCCUCUUUGAUGCACAUAAUUUGUGCUUACUUUCUGUUUCUUUGUUUAUUUCGUCGCACUUGUAUUUCCUGUAUCAGUUCUAGCUUGGAAAAGGUGGAAGCCUCAACAAAUUUUGUUCAUUCAGUACAAUAGUUGAACUUUCUGUAACAUAUAUCGAAUCGUAAGUGUCAAAUGUUGCCAACAGUAUCUCUUGGUCUGCUGCCAUGCAUCUUGUAGCUAGGCAAUUCAUCUGUAUUGUUCAAUUGUAUUCCACUCCAAUUGUUCGAUUGUUUCUUAAUGAUAUAGGACGACGUAAUACGGUGUUUUUAGUGA